UUCACACCGAGCAAAAUGGCUGCCUCUUCUUCAUCCUCUUCAGCUGGUGGCGUUAGUGGGAGCUCAGUAACUGGAUCUGGGUUCAGUGUCUCAGACCUUGCAACGCCACGGAAGGCUCUCUUUACCUACCCCAAAGGAGCUGGGGAAAUGUUAGAAGAUGGCUCAGAGAGAUUCCUCUGCGAAUCAGUUUUCAGCUACCAGGUUGCAUCCACAUUAAAGCAAGUGAAACACGAUCAACAAGUUGCUCGGAUGGAAAAACUUGCUGGUUUGGUUGAAGAACUAGAAGCAGACGAAUGGAGGUACAAGCCCAUAGAACAGCUUCUAGGGUUCACUCCUUCAUCGGGUUAAAAGCCUGCAGUUUGUUGAUGCAAAAAGAUACAGCACUUGUGUAACUCCAUU
This is a messenger RNA of Euleptes europaea (tarantolino), 399 nucleotides long. It is a transcript of the gene ANAPC16, whose product is annotated as anaphase promoting complex subunit 16. NCBI's taxonomy places the organism in Eukaryota, Metazoa, Chordata, Lepidosauria, Squamata, Sphaerodactylidae. The record is from RefSeq and is a predicted model, not a curated record. Gene Ontology annotation, cellular component: anaphase-promoting complex; cytosol; kinetochore. The transcript is spliced from 3 exons. Bases 16 to 348 code for a protein of 110 amino acids. Gene Ontology annotation, biological process: protein ubiquitination.